UUUUGAAACCUCCAGUGAAGGAGCUUCCACAACCUCCCUAGACCUCUGUUCCACUGUCCUACUGCUCUUACAGCUCGGCAGUUUUUCCUGAGGUAUAUCUGCUAAAUUGCUUUGCUGUAGUUUGAACCCAUAGCGCCAUGUUCCUGUGUAGAAAAGGAAAAACAGCACAAAGACCCACCAAGUCCCCUUCUCCCCCACCUGCCAGCCACACUGCAUCAAUGCUGGAGGGACGACCUCUAGGUUGGCCAGAGACUGGCGCCUGUUCAGUCCUUGGCUCUGCACAGAGACUGCAGCCCCCGGGCUCAGCUAGUGCCAGCUCAGGGGAUGGGUUCUGUGCUACUGGCACCUGGCAACCGGACUGAGCCCAACCGCUCAUUCCCCCUUUCACUUGACCGGCCGACAGGUGGUAACAAGCAGCGACUCUCGACCUGCCCUUGCCCAUCGGGUUAUUGACAUUGCUUUGCAGAUCCUACAGAGCCCAGGUUCCUCCCAUCCUGUUUGGCUUGAGCUUUCCAUAUGUUUCCUUAUUUGCUCUGGUGCCUGGACAGUUCUUCAGAAAUGCUUUGAAUUGGGACAGUGUCAAUAACAGAAGUCCCUGGCUCACUGCUCUGUUAUCUUGGGAGUAUCUGGCAUUUCUCAGAAAGGAGGGAGGACUGUCUGGCUAUUUUAUAUUAUUGUGGGUAAUAAAACCGCCCAAGACACACAAGCAGUGACUAUUUCCUUCUGCACAUGCAAAUCUUCCUUGCUGGGAGUUGAAGUUCUGAGGUAAACUGGGUGAGGACAGAGGUGCCAGGUCUGCUAUAAAGGGACAAAUUGCAGCUCAGUGUUCAGGAGCAGGCAGACGGACCGUUCGGGUUUCUCGCCCAUCUGCUCAGCAGCACCGUCAGAAUGGCAGACCCACGCCCUUGUCUCCUGCUCCUCACCUGUCUGGUGACCCUGUCAGCCUCCGUUCUCAGAAUGGACACACACAACCUGCACAUCUUCAAGAGAUCCAUCACUAAUAUCACAAAGACAGCUCCAAAGGCAUCUGAAGCUGGUCAAAUCCGGCUGGUGAAUGGCUCCACCCACUGUGCUGGGCGGGUGGAAAUUCUGUACAACAAUGUCUGGGGCACUGUGUGCGAUGACAGCUGGGACUUAAAUGAUGCAUCAGUAGUGUGUCGGCAGCUGGGCUGUGGGGACGCGGUAUCGGCACCAGGCACAGCUCACUUUGGACAAGGAUCUGGCCCCAUCUUACUGGACGAUGUUAAUUGCAGAGGAGGAGAAUCUGCCCUCACAGAGUGCACCUUAAAGCCUUGGGGAGACCACAACUGUAACCAUGGAGAAGAUGCCAGUGUGGUGUGUUCAGCCAAGCCCAAGGACUGCAGUGAGAUCCCCUCAGGCAGCCCCAGCGGCAUCUACCUCAUCCAGCCCACAGGACUGCACCAGCUCGUGGUGUACUGCGACAUGAACGAAACAUCCGGGGGCUGGACGGUCCUCCAGCGGAACCGGCACAACACACAGAUCACCUGGGCUGAGUCCUGGAGCACCUACAAGUACGGCUUUGGCAACGUGCACGAUGACUACUGGCUGGGGACGGAGUACAUCUAUCGGAUCGCCAAGCAGAAGGUCUACCAGGUCAGGUUUGUCAUCCACGAUUCAUCCGGCACCAUGAAAUACGCAGACUACAACCUCUUCGGUCUGGAAGACGAGUCCAAUGGCUACAGGCUGAGGCUGGGCUCUUACACUGGGACUGCAGGGGACGCCAUGACUUCAAACAAUCCUAGCACCGUGCAUGACAACAUGAAGUUCUCCACUAAAGACCUGGAUCAGGACACUAACAGUGGGAACUGUGCGUCUAGCUCUGGUGGGGGCUGGUGGUACUCGGCUUGUUAUUCUGUUCGACUGAACGUCAAAGGGAGCAUCACUUGGGGUAGUUUCUGUAGUGGGAACUGCCAAGCCUCCGCCAUCCUCAUCAAACCAGCGUCCUACUGUUAGUCACCCCUUCCCCACCCUCCUGUCUGCAGUGAGGCCAACCCCUGCUCCACGAAGGGAGGGAAAAGGGUCAAAGUGUGUCAUGGCCAAACCUCCCACCUUGCUGGGGGAAGUAUCAGGGUUACCUAGGAAACGGGGCCACUUUCCUUCUCCUCUCCCUCCCUGCAGAUUUUCUGAGCUUUUCUCCGCUGGGCCUUUCUCCGCUGGGCUUUGGGUUGAUUCAUUUUAAUUAUAUUAAAAAUCAGAACAAUGAUUUAAAAUAACUGUAGCUUCGAGGAGAGAAUGUGCAUGGCCUUGUAGUGACUUUUCCUCGUACGCAGGUGAGAAGGACACAAACCCAGACUGGUUUCCACAAACUUCUUUUUCUCCUUCCUUGU
Molecule: messenger RNA, 2348 nt
Organism: Chrysemys picta bellii (western painted turtle)
Lineage: Eukaryota; Metazoa; Chordata; Testudines; Emydidae
Product: fibrinogen-like protein 1-like protein
Cellular component (GO): membrane
Source: RefSeq, a predicted model, not a curated record